AUGGGAGAUCACGAAGAACACCCAGCUUUACCAAUAGUUCCAAUGGUACCUGUUGUGCCCGAGGCAGCUCUAUAUGACUGGGCACAACCCACAGCUGAAAAUCUUGCCACCUCAAUUUUAGUCCCGCAAAUACAAGCUGAAUCAUUCCAAAUCACGAACAACAUGUUGCAUUUGUUGCAAAACAAGGGACUAUUUUCGGGGUCACAAGUCGAAGAUCGUCAACAACACUUGAAAAAUUUUCUGUCAAUCUGCAAAACCCAAAGGCAGCCUAAUGUAAUUCCGGAAGCAUUCAAAUUGCUAUUAUUCCCAUUUUCAGUGACAGGAGCUGCCCAGACAUGGUUAAACUUACUCCCCAUAAAUUCCAUAACAACUUGGGAGGAGUUAGUCAGGCAAUUCGUGAACAAGUUCCACCCUUCCAACAAAACCGCGCAACAGAUUGAUGACAUUUUGAGUUUUAAACAAAGACCACCGAAAACAUUGUAUGAAACAUGGGAGCGUCUUAAAGGGAUGUUGGUCAUAUGUCCGCACCAUGGCAUAACCGAUUUGAUGUUGGGACAGUGGUUCUACAUAGGAUUGUCAGAUAGCUUGAAGAACAUUGUUGAUGCUUCAGCUGGUGGAGCAUUUUUGAGUAAAACACGGAGAGAAGGUCAAGGUCUGCUUGACAAGAUGGCGCAGAAUUCGGGAUGGAUAACCAGAAAUGCACCUAUUACGCCAGUGGUGCACUCAGUGCCCCUAGAUCCAUCCAAUUCAAUGGCUGAAAAUAUGACCACCUUAUUGACACAGAUGAGCAUACUCACCAACAAGGUGGAAGAGUCAGGGCAAAAACAACAGAGACAGGGUGGUCAGAGUUGGGGUCAGCAGAAUCAACAGCAGAGGCCAUCCCCAUCACAGUUCAAUAGUAGGAAUAUGGGAGGUAUGAGACCCCCCAACAAUAUAGCACCUUACCCAAGGCCACAGGGAUACAGUAAUCAGAAUCAACAGCAGGGGUAUCACCCUCCUCAGCAGCAGUAUAGUGGAAGGAAGGAAGAUGGGUUUGCUAGACUUGAAGCAAUGAUGCAACAGGUUAUUAGGUCUAAUGCAAAGAUUAGUGAGAGAGUAGAUGCACAUGAUUCAGCGAUCAAGAAUAUUGAAAUGAAGAUGGGCCAAAUUUCGAUAGAUUUGGAUGUCGAGCAAGAAAGGGCUCGAGAAGCCAGGGAGGCUGAGACACUCAUAUCAGUGCCCAUUGAGUUGGAUGAAUCAACGAAACUGUCAGAGGUGACAGUCCAGCCUGCCCAGGAAGAAAGUAGCAUUCAAAUGGAGACCGAGAAGGAAGCUGAGAUAGCACAUGAACUAGUGGUUGAUGUAGCAGCUGAUAAAGAUCGAUCCCAAAUGAUUGGGAAGAAGAGACCUCCUGUAAAUAUUCCCUUAAUUGAUGCUUUGAAAGAGAUGUCUGGGUAUGCAAAACUGAUGAAAUACUUAAUGUCCCAAAAAUUUGAUUUCCAAGAUUUGGCCACAGUUACUCUUACUCAAACCUGUGGUGCAGUGGUGACUAGACCAAUUGCGGAAUAG
This is a messenger RNA of Nicotiana tabacum (common tobacco), 1548 nucleotides long. Lineage: Eukaryota; Viridiplantae; Streptophyta; Magnoliopsida; Solanales; Solanaceae. The record is from RefSeq and is a predicted model, not a curated record.